CCGGGAGCGAGCCGGAGGAAGCGAGCGGGCGGGCGAGUGAGCGCGGCGGCGGCGGCGGCACGGGCCGGGGAGCCGCGCAGACGCGGAGAUGCCCGAAUUCCUGGAAGACCCGUCGGUCCUGACGAAGGACAAGUUGAAGAGUGAGUUGGUCGCCAACAACGUGACGCUGCCGGCCGGGGAGCAGCGCAAAGACGUGUACGUGCAGCUCUACCUGCAGCACCUCACGACGCGCAACCGGCCGCCGCCGCUGGCCGCCGGCGGCGCCAACAGCAAGGGGCCGCCCGACUUCUCCAGCGACGAGGAGCGCGAGCCCACCCCGGUCCUCGGCGCCGGCGCCGCCGCGGGCCGCGGCCGCGCCACCGUCGGCAGGAAAGCCACAAAGAAAACUGAUAAAUCCAGAGUAGAAGAUAAAGAUGACGUUGAUGUAACUGAGCUCUCUAAUGAAGAUCUUCUGGAUCAGCUUGUAAAAUAUGGAGUAAAUCCUGGUCCUAUUGUGGGAACAACCAGAAAGCUCUAUGAGAAAAAGCUGUUAAAACUGAGGGAACAAGGACCAGAAUCAAGAUCUUCUACUCCUCUUCCAACAAUCUCUUCUUCAGCAGAAAAUACAAGACAGAAUGGAAGUAAUGACUCUGACAGAUACAGUGACAAUGAAGAAGGAAAGAAGAAAGAACACAAGAAAGUGAAGUCCACUAGGGGUUUUGUUCCUUUUUCUGAACUUCCAACUACUCCCUCUGGUGGAUUUUUUCAGGGUAUCUCUUUUCCUGAAAUCUCCACCCGUCCUCCUUUGGGCAGGACUGAACCACAGGCAGCUAAGAAAGUACAUACUUCAAAGGGAGAUACACCUAGAGAGUCUCUUGUUGCCACAACCUUGCCUGACAAGAGACAGGUGCAGAAAUUAGCCUCUGGAGAGAGAUCAGUUAUUUCUUCCAAAUCUAGCCAUGGUAGAUGCUUAGAAAAAAGUUCUCCAUCAUCUUCUCAGCCUGACCUUGCUGCCAUGUUGGUUUCAGCUACAGCUUCUCCUUCAGUGAUUCGAGAAACCACUACUACUUACUCUAAAGACAUAGUAGAAAAUAUUUGCCAUGGAGGGAAAGGUAGAAUUCAGCCGUUGCAUCCUGAGAGGUCUGAUAAUUCAGGUCAUUCAGUUCUCUCCAGUGAAAGAGAAGUACUACAAGAGUCAAAGAGGUCACAGGUAAUAUCUCCACCACUUGCUCAGGCAAUCAGAGAUUAUGUCAAUUCUCUGCUAGUCCAGAGUGGAGUCGGUAGUUUGCCAGGAACCUCUAACUCUGUACCCACCUUGGAUAUAGAAAGCAUAUGCAAGAAAAUUGGCCAGUCUGAUCUUCAAGAAACUGAAACUAUGUCUCCUCCACAAAAGUUGUCUAGACUCAGUGAGAAGUCAGUAGGGAAAGGGGAUUCAGGUUCCUCUAUGGCAUCUCAGAACGUACCUGAAUCAGAACAGAUGUCUUCUUUGGCUAAAACCGUUGUGUCUCAUUCACUUACUACCUUAGGCAUAGAUAUGUCUAAGCAAUCACAGAGUGAUAAAAUAGAACUGUCCUCAGAACUAUCCUUUCCCUUCCAUGAGUCUAUUUUAAAAGUAAUUGAAGAGGAGUGGCAACAAAUUGACAAGCAGCUGCCUUCAUUGGCAUGCAAGUAUCCAAUUUCUUCCAGAGAGGCAACACAGAUACUAUCAGUUCCAAAAGUAGAUGAUGAAAUCCUAGAGUUUGUUUCUGCAGCCACCCCACCAGCAGGUAAUCAGGCAGCCUCCACUGAGUCUUGUAAUAAACACUUGGACCUAACACUCUGUAAAACUUACGAAGCUGCAGCAUCAGCAUUACGGAUUGCAACCCACACUGCUUUUGUAGCUAAGGCUAUACAGGCAGACAUCAGUCAAGCUGCACAAAUUCUUAGUUCAGAUCCUAGUUGUGCACACCAGGCACUCAACAUUCUAAGCAAAACAUACGAUGCAGCCUCGUUUCUUUGUGAAGCUUCAUUUGAUGAAGUGAAGAUGGCUGCCUGUACCAUGGGAUGUUCCACUGCUGGUCGCCGUCACCUUUGGUUGAAGGAUUGCAAAAUUAAUUCAGCAUCUAAGAACAAGCUGACGGUUGCCCCCUUUAAAGGUGGAACAUUAUUUGGAGGAGAAGUACACAAAGUAAUUAAAAAGCGUGGCAAUAAACACUAAUAGUCAAAAACAAACACAUCUAUCUUACCUUUGAUUUAGAGAACUUAGAGCUUUUCUAGGCUCUUUUAUGCCAAAACUUUCUUUCUGGAUUUGGGAUUGAGCUAGUAAUAUAUAAAAAUAAUUUCAUAGAAUUGCUUUUUAUUUUUAAGGUUUGCAGAGAGCUCAGAAAAACACUUUUAAGCUUUAGAGAUCAUGUAUUUGUCUCAAAUCAUUCACUGUUACUAUACUCCUAACUUUUUAAAACUAAGAAAACUCCUGUAACAAAUACACGUCUCCACUGUUUUUAACAGUAAUAACCCUUGAUACCUAGGAUAGAAUUAAACACUUGCACAUUCCAAACAAUGUUUUUUUUUUUCUGAAUAUCUUUCACUUUCUAGCAAUUUUCACACUUUUGUUCUUUUUGUCUGCAGCAUUGUUUGUAAUAUUCUAGAUCAGUUCAGCUCAAAAGUAUGAGUCCAUAACUCUUAUACAGAUAAGCAUGAGACUGUUUGAGUUUAAGUAGCUAUGGGUGUAGUUCAGUAGUAAGAGCAUAUGCUUAACAUGUAGGAGGCUCUGGGUUCAUUUCCCAGCACCAAAAGAAAUUCUUUUAAGAAAAUGAAAUUAAAGAAAUAAAAGAACGUUGAGGUGUUUUAAGCCAAAGAUAGGAUGUAUUUUUGCAGUAAGCUUUUACUGAUAAGAAAGCAGUAUUCAGUGUACCUUCUCAAAUAGGUGUCUCAUCUCUUCCUGCACGGGUAGCUAUCAGUUCAUGCAUGGGUCAUACUAGUCUGGACCACACUUUGAGGAACUCUGCUUCUGCCAUUGUGCAUGCUCAUUCAUCAUCAUUAUUUUGUCAGAUAAAUGAAACACUAGAAAGAUGGGAUUUCUUUUAAUAUAUAUAAUUUCUUUCAUGUAUGUUGUAUUUUGUGGAUUAUUAUGGCUUACCAAUCUGUAUGGUAAAAAGGACCUUCUUUAAAAAAAAAGUCCUGAGAAAUCGUACUUUCUUCCAGUGUCUGUAUAAAGCAAUGUGUAUAUUCUGUUUUCAUUUCUCUGAUUGUAAGGUAAGGGUGUUUAUCUAGAGGCAUGUGAAAAGUAACAUAACAAAUAUGGUGCCAUGGAUACUCAUCUAGCCAUUACCUUGUUCUUAGACUACACAUUCCAUCUUUGCAGUUUUCUGGAGUAAUUUUGUUGUGUGUUUUCCAAAAUGUACAUGUGUCCAUGUGCCUAAGUUCUGUGUGACUUAAAAAAAUGUAUUCCUGUAGAAUGCUUCUGCAAAUUCAAUAAAGUUGGUUAAAUUUGAA
Messenger RNA from Dipodomys spectabilis (banner-tailed kangaroo rat), 3453 nucleotides. RefSeq names its product thymopoietin (gene Tmpo). Gene Ontology annotation, molecular function: DNA binding. The coding region runs from base 89 to 2176 and encodes 695 amino acids. The record is from RefSeq and is a predicted model, not a curated record. Lineage: Eukaryota; Metazoa; Chordata; Mammalia; Rodentia; Heteromyidae. The transcript has 4 exons.